CCAUGGCGUGUAGCUGCGCCUCAUCCGGCUACAAAGGUGCAUAUCAUCACAGGUCAGGUAAAUGAUGUGUCGCAACAUAUCAAAUGACAGAUUGUCGAGCGAAGUUCACUCUCAUCGCAGUCACUCCCAGCAUCUAAUCGGCCAGCCAUCGCUUCAUACAGUUUGUCAGUUCGCCCCCAACCAAGGCCAGAUCUCACUUCGAAGGAAUCAACUUCAGCUGAAGAAAGCAGCAUUCAUCAUGUCUUCCAACACCGACGGUAAUGCCUCCUCCAACACCAACACCAACCUCUUCUCCAAAAUCUUCAACCGCAAGGACAAACAAUCCAACUCCCAGUCCUCGUCGUCGUCCUCUGCCCCCGCCGACGCCGAUACUCAAACCCAACCAGACACAGCAUCAACAGUGUCCGGCGCGACCUUGGUCAAUCCAAACCGAAACCACCAACAAGCGUCUUCUUCCCCACCCACGCAACAAACCUCAACGACAUCUACAUCCGCGGACCACAACAAUCUCGGCGCUCUCAUGUCCAAAGCCCAAUCCAUGCCUCCCGCCGAGUUCAAAGCAUACCUCGCCCAGCACAAGGAGGCCACGGAGGCCAUAUACCGCAAACAAGGCGGUGGCAUUGCGGGCGGAGACUGGGUCAGUACACAGGACAGCACAACUGGUGAGUUUGAGUUCCGGCUGCCACCCCUGCCCUCGUUCUUUCUCCAUACCUACCUUAGAUAG
Molecule: messenger RNA, 724 nt
Organism: Exophiala xenobiotica
Lineage: Eukaryota; Fungi; Ascomycota; Eurotiomycetes; Chaetothyriales; Herpotrichiellaceae
Exons: 1
Coding region: 62-724 (220 amino acids)
Source: RefSeq, a predicted model, not a curated record